This is a messenger RNA of Acanthosepion pharaonis, 1017 nucleotides long. NCBI's taxonomy places the organism in Eukaryota, Metazoa, Mollusca, Cephalopoda, Sepiida, Sepiidae. The record is from the annotation of a GenBank genome assembly.
AUGAAACAACCUCACCCUCCGCCCAUACAAAUCUAUCAAACGAAAAUAAUCACUAUCUAUCUAUCUAUCUAUCUAUCUAUCUAUCUAUCUAUGUUGGUUAGUUCAUUAUGUAUAUAUGUAUCUAUCUAUCUAUCUCAAUCUUAUAUUAUCAUUAAUAUUGUUAUCUAUCUAUCUAUCUAUCUAUCUAUCUAUCUAUCUAUCUAUCUAUCUAUCUAUCUAUCUAUGCCAUUCAUUAUGCAUAUAUGUAUUUAUCUAUCUCAAUGUGUUGAUUAUCUAUCUAUCUAUCUAUCUAUCUAUCUAUCUAUCUAUCUAUCUAUUUUGAUAGCUCUCUCUUUAUCUAUCUAUCUAUCUAUCUAUCUAUCUAUCUAUCUAAGGAUAACGAUCUAUCUAUCUAUCUAUCUAUCUAUCUAUCUAUCUAUCUAUCUAUCUAUUAAGACUGCUCAUAUUUACCUAUCUAUCUGUCUAUCUAUCUAUUAUAAUUGCUCAAAUCUCUAUGUACAUAUGUAUCUAUCUGUUAGGACUGAUCUGUAUCUAUUUGUCAAUAUAUCUAUGUAUCUUUUAGAACUGCUCAAAUCUAUCUAUCUAUCUAUCUAUCUAUCUAUCUAUCUAUCUAUCUAUCUAUCUAUUAAGACUGCUCAUAUCUAUCUAUCUAUUAUAAUUUCUCAAAUCUCAAUAACUGCUCAAAUCUAUCUAUCUAUCUAUCUAUCUAUCUAUCUAUCUAUCUAUCUAUCUAUGUUUAAAAUGUACAAUAUGGAAAAUAUCCUUUUUCCGAAGAGUCUCAACAUGGUCUUCCUUUUCCUCUCAAAGAUCUAUCGAGUUAGUUCAUAUCUGUACUUGUCAAUCUCUCUCUCUAUCUAUGCUAUCUAUCUAUCUAUCUAUCUAUCUAUCUAUCUAUCUAUCUAUCUAUCUAUCUAUCUAUCUAUCUAUCUAUCUCCGCAAAUCUACAGUCGUAUUCAUCUAUCUAUCUAUCUAUCUAUCUAUCUAUCUAUCUAUCUAUCUAUCUAUGUUUAUACCUAA